Molecule: messenger RNA, 2212 nt
Organism: Neopsephotus bourkii (Bourke's parrot)
Lineage: Eukaryota; Metazoa; Chordata; Aves; Psittaciformes; Psittacidae
Product: C-C chemokine receptor type 8-like
Exons: 4
Coding region: 312-1445 (377 amino acids)
Biological process (GO): chemotaxis; G protein-coupled receptor signaling pathway; immune response
Cellular component (GO): membrane
Molecular function (GO): chemokine receptor activity
Source: RefSeq, a predicted model, not a curated record
GAACAUCAGUGCUAGCGCUUGGCAAGCGCUGCUCUUCUCCAUGUCCCAGAAGAGACCAGUUAAGCAGAAGCAAAAGCAGUUUCUCAACAGGGCAGGCUGCUUUCUUGGUAGCAGGAGAUACUGAAGAGACACGAUGAGAAGAGGAAACAAGAAAGCUACAGGAGGUGGUUGGGAGGUGUUGUCUUUAUGGUUGCUUGUAUUCUGACCAUCCCUUGCACUGUAAUCUCCAGGAACCUGAGCUAUGAGGAGGAUCUGGAGAGCAGGGACCAGCAACAGGACCAAGAAGAAGGAACUGAACAAGAGACCAAGUGAUGACCCAGUGCUGGAUUAUGGAGGGGAACUUGGCAUACCUGCUGGGCUCUGAGGACACGUCGGUGGGUUACAUGGCCCCAACAUCUAACUCCUCUGCAGCCUACGAAUACAACUUCUACUACCCAGAACUGGACAUCCACUGUGAUCUUGACAAUAUCCCAGCAUUUUCAUCUGCCUUUUUUCCGGUGCUGUACUCCCUCCUGUUUGUGACUGGCCUCGUGGGAAAUGCUUUGGUCCUUUGGAUCCUAACAGUGUUCAAGAAAGUCAGGGCCAUGACUGAUGUGUAUCUGCUGAACCUCGCCAUCUCCGACCUCCUCUUUGUUUUCUCCCUGCCCUUCUUGGUUCAGUACUCCAUCACAACUCAGUGGACUUUUGGUAAUGCAAUGUGUAAAAUCAUCAGCUCAGCUUACUUCAUUGCCUUCUACAGCAGUGCCUUCUUCAUUACCAUCAUGAGCGUCGACAGGUACUUGGCCAUUGUCCAGUCUGUCUACGCUCUACGGGUUCGGACAACUGCUCAUGGGGCUAUCACCAGCCUGGUCCUUUGGGCAGUUGCCAUUUUAGCAUCAGCACCAGACAUGAUAUUUUUCCAGGAGACAACUUACAAUAACCAGACUAAGUGCCUGCCUCACUAUCCUGACAGCAGCAAUGGCUGGAGGACUUUCAGUAACUUUGAAGUCAAUGUCCUGGGGUGGCUGAUCCCUGUUGGUGUGCUCAUCUUCUGCUACCACAGCAUCUUGAAAAACCUGCAGAAGUGCCAUACUCAGAACAAGUACAGAGCAAUUAAACUGGUUUUUACUGUUGUCAUCGUGUUCAUCCUCUUCUGGACCCCCAUCAACAUUGUGCUUUUCAUGGACUCUCUAAAGAACAUGCACAUCAUCGAUGACUGCCAGACAAGCCAAAGGUUAGACCUAGCCAUGGAGCUGGCUGAGGCGCUCUCCUUUGUACACUGCUGCCUCAAUCCAGUCAUCUACGCCUUUGUGGGUGAGAAGUUCAAGAAGCACCUCCAUGAAGCCUUCAGGAAAUACACCCGUUUUCUGCUGUUCUGCAAAGACCACAGUGGGCACAGGCUGGACAAGCACUCGUCUCUGCAUGCAGCAUCUUCACAGUCAUCUUCUGUUGGUGCUGUCUUGUAGAGCUACAGGUGAAAACUUUCAUCCUGAACAGAUGACCUGAAGCUGAGACAUUCUCCCAGCAGGGCAUCCACAGAGAACUGAGCAACCUUUUAGAGUAGAAAAAGUGGAAGCAGCUGCUUCAGCUUGCUUUUUAACAUGGUUGCCUUUGGGGUUCUUAAUUUUUAGUGUCUUUCUUUAGCAUCUUCCUCCCGUUUCCCUGGCAUGUCCUGCCCUGCCUGCACUGUGAAAGGGAGGAUGGAAUUACCAGCAGACCUCUGCGCUCUCUGAGCAGCACGGAGAGGUGCCUUAGAAGCAUUUUCUCCUCUACCUCAGAUUCAGUACUGAAAGAAACUGGUUAUGUUUCCAAACUCAGGACACUUGGCUGCUCCUUCCUUCAUCCCAUCAGAGUGGACUGGCUUUGUAAGCAGGGUCAAGGCUCACAGCAGGAGCCCAAACCCACUCUUUGGGGAGAAAAAGUCAAUGUUUCGGGUAUCAUGCCAGGGCCUUGCUUUGUUGACAGCUCUGAAUGAGGCUUCCAGCCAAGAAAGAGCUUAGUAGGUGAGUAAUUAGAUAGGCAACAAAGAGAAAUGCUAUAUGCAUGUGUUUUGUUGUAAUCAAUGUGGAGGAGUAUCUAGGUAUGAUCCUGGCUCUCCAUCUACUACCAAGGCCUGCAGCUCCGGGGCUGGAAGGGUUUGGAAGUUGUAGCUCAGAAAUUACACUGUGGUUGUCAAGGAUAAAACCUUACGAGAAUGAAUGAGUGUCCUAAGGAUGAGUAGAGAAAUAGUUAC